GCCAUCGUCCAUUCGAAGGGGAAUUAAGUUGCAAGCGAACAACUGGGUGGAGAAGGGAACUGUUAAGUUUGAGCUUUAUUUUUGAAGAGGCAGAUUUGGAUACAUUUGAUUCAGAAUGAGUGACCAAGUAAUUAGCUUUCUGAAGGAUUUCCUGGCCGGUGGUGUUGCUGCAGCAAUUUCCAAGACAGCUGUGGCCCCUAUAGAAAGAGUGAAACUGUUGCUGCAGGUCCAACAUGUCAGCAAGCAGAUCUCAGCGGCAACUCAGUAUAAAGGGAUCAUUGACUGUGUAGUGAGGAUCCCCAAGGAGCAAGGUUUUAUCUCCUUCUGGAGAGGCAACCUGGCCAACGUGAUCCGCUACUUCCCCACCCAGGCGUUAAACUUCGCCUUCAAAGAUAAGUACAAGAAGGUCUUCCUUGGAGGAGUGAACCAGAAAACGCAAUUCUGGCGCUACUUUGCCGGUAACCUGGCAUCUGGCGGUGCCGCAGGUGCCACCUCGUUGUGCUUCGUGUAUCCUCUUGAUUUCGCCAGAACAAGGCUGGCAGCCGAUGUGGGUAAAGGCAUGAGCGAGAGAGAGUUUUCUGGUCUGGGCAACUGCCUCUCUAAGAUCUACAAGUCUGACGGCCUCAAGGGUCUUUACCAGGGAUUCAACGUUUCAGUCCAGGGUAUUAUCAUCUAUAGAGCUGCCUACUUUGGAGUCUACGACACUGCCAAGGGUAUGAUGCCGGAUCCCAAAAACGUGCAUAUCGUCAUCAGCUGGAUGAUCGCACAGACUGUUACUGCUGCAUCUGGCAUUGUGUCAUACCCCUUCGACACAGUCCGUCGACGUAUGAUGAUGCAGUCAGGUCGCAAAGGAGCUGAUAUCAUGUACACGGGCACAAUUGAUUGCUGGAGGAAGAUUGCCAAGGAUGAAGGACCCAGAGCUUUCUUUAAGGGUGCUUGGUCCAAUGUAUUGAGAGGCAUGGGUGGUGCUUUUGUAUUAGUAUUGUAUGAUGAAAUCAAGAAAUUCACCUAAAUCUCAAACAUCCCCUACACUGAAGAUCAUAGCUAUAUUUUACUGUUGUGAAACUGUGAUUUAAUGGACAACAGCAUAUUUCCUAGGGAAAUUAGAGUAGGCCUUUAUUUAUAUAAACAGCAAUAUAAAAAGAUAGGGAGUCGUACUGCAAAUUAAUGGUUGUUCCUUAGAUCACAGCAAUUUUGUACAUCCCAGAGCCAUUUCAUUCAAAAACUGUAAUGCACUGUUACAUCAAUGGACCUUGUACUUUUAGUACUUUGUUUCCAUGUGAACAAGUGCUACACUACAAUGCUGCAAAAAAAUCCUGUGUUGUUCAUAUAUUUUGUAGUUUGCUAAACAAUAGGAUUUUGUGCAGCAGUAUUGUAUACUGUAGCAUUUUUUCAUAAGGAUUUGAUAAACUGCUAAAUAUUCUUUUGUGACUAAUGGAUUAAACAUUUAUCUAUUUGACUCUG
Polyodon spathula (Mississippi paddlefish) is the source of this 1464-nucleotide messenger RNA. Its product is annotated as ADP/ATP translocase 1-like. The record is from RefSeq and is a predicted model, not a curated record. Bases 116 to 1012 code for a protein of 298 amino acids. Gene Ontology annotation, cellular component: mitochondrial inner membrane. The transcript is spliced from 4 exons. Lineage: Eukaryota; Metazoa; Chordata; Actinopteri; Acipenseriformes; Polyodontidae. Gene Ontology annotation, molecular function: ATP:ADP antiporter activity. Gene Ontology annotation, biological process: mitochondrial ATP transmembrane transport; mitochondrial ADP transmembrane transport.